AUGGCGCAGAAUGAUUCGUUGAGAAAGUAUGCUAACUACAUUAUGGAGAGUUAUCCCGGCAGCAAUCAUCGAGACUACGAACUGGACACGGCCGGAUUGUCAAAUGCUUCAUUUGGGAAAGAAAUCAGAGACAAGGAAUUCGCACUGAAGAAGACUAUCACUUUUAUCAACCAUGGGAGCUACGGAACAGUUCCUAGACGAUUGCUUGAUAUACAGACAAGGUAUUUGUGGGAGAGGGAAGAACAACCGGAUUUAUGGUUCCGCUUCCAUGCUAAACAUUACGUGGAACGAUCCACACAAGCAGUGGCUGACUUCAUUGGAGCCGAUGUUAGCAAUGUGCUGCUGCUCAGUAAUACAACCUCAGCACUGAAUAUUAUUGUCAGAUCCUACCCGUUCAAAGCUGGCGACGCCAUCUUGGAUACAAAUCUGUCGUACGGAGCAAUCAAGAACAUGUGUUACGACUUCACUACAAGAAUACGACCAGAUGUGAAACGUGUGCAGCUGCAGGUGAAUUUUCCAAUAGAUGGCGAGGAAUCUAUCGUUGAGCAAUAUGAGGACAUCUUGAAGAACAAUCCAGCAAUCAAAAUGGUGAUUCUUGAUCACAUAACCAGCCCGACCUCCAUCAUCAUGCCAGUGAGGCAGAUCGUUGACGUCUGCCACAAACAUGGCGCCCUGGUGGUCAUAGAUGGAGCACACGCCGUUGGUCAGCUGCCUCUAAAUGUUCCAGAGAUUGGAGCAGACAUUUACACGUCAAACAUGCACAAAUGGCUCUACACGCCUCGGGGAUCAUCUUUCCUGUGGUUUGACAGCAAGCACGAAAGCUGGAUCAAUCCAUCCAACACUUCUUGGCAGCUGGGCCUAUCUCUGGACAAGCAGUUCUUCGAUCAAGGAACAUGUGAACAUAUACCUUUUAUCUGUGCCAGACAUGCCUUGGAGUUCUACACUGCCAUUGGUGGACUGGAGAAGAUCGUUGCCUAUACCUCCGAGCUUGCGGAGAAAGCCAAGGAGAUCUUUGUGACGGAACUCGGUCUGGAGACUUUACAGAUCCCGGAGUCCUUGGAGGCUCCAAAUAUGAAGUUGAUCAAGCUUCCUGCAUUUCCAAAGUUUCCACGUUCCCUGGAACGUACGUGGGGUCUACAGAACGCCCUCUUUGCCGAGAAUAACAUCUUUGGAAUCGUAUUCCUGUUUUCUGGGUCGUUUUACGUUCGGCUUUCCUUUCAAGUGUACAAUGACGUUGACGACCUUCGGACGGUGGCCAAAGUUAUGAGAGAUUUCAUUGACAAGAAUAUAUGA
Messenger RNA from Candidula unifasciata, 1293 nucleotides. Lineage: Eukaryota; Metazoa; Mollusca; Gastropoda; Stylommatophora; Geomitridae. The record is from the annotation of a GenBank genome assembly.